This is a messenger RNA of Hyaloperonospora brassicae, 843 nucleotides long. The record is from the annotation of a GenBank genome assembly. NCBI's taxonomy places the organism in Eukaryota, Oomycota, Peronosporomycetes, Peronosporales, Peronosporaceae.
AUGAACGCGAAAGCUCCACUCUCCUUGGACACUGUCAUCCAGUUGGCCUUUUGUCUCGAAGGUCGUGACAAGCUUACGAAGGUGCUGCAAUAUGGCAGUCGAGCGCUGGCGUUCUAUGUGCUGUCAGCCGACCCCAAGAGCGACGUCGGACAGCGUCUUCAUGCUCUGUAUAAGGUCAUGCAGCAGUCUCGAAAGGCGUUUCGACUGGGCAAAAGCAUCACGUACUACAAGAAGCUGCAGACACUGUCGAAGAACAAGAGUCUGUCGGAAGGAGAGAAGUACAUGCAGAUGAUUCAGAACGUGGGCAUGCUCGGCUACUUUAUCACGGACAAUGUGGCUUUUGCGAGCAAAGCAAAGGUCCUGCACUUUGAUGCUGACGAGCUGUCGCGUCGAGGAGGCAUUCUUUGGUUCUGUGCCAAUAUGGCUGGCUUCUUUCAGGCCGUGGACAAGCUGAAUGCUGACGUGGAAAAAGAAAAGUGUGUGAGGGACAUCUUGGCGUCGGAAGACGAUGUUGCGCGUGUCGAGGUGCUGCAGACGCAACUUGAUGAGCUACGAAACGGUCGUGUCAAGAAGCUACUCGCAGUGCUCAAGGUGACGUGCGACCUCAUCGUGUCGUCCAACACGGCAGGAGUGCGACUGUCGGAGCGGAUCACUGGCGCCAAGCUGAAUGACGGAAUCAUCGGCUCACUUGGCGUCGUGUCAGCAGCAGUUGUGCUGUAUAACACGUGGCCGAGUGCGCCGAAAAGCGGCCUUGAGUCAAGUGAGAAGACGGAGACCAAGAUGGAAACGAAGACUGAAGGCACGAAUAGAGUGAAAGACGGGACGCAGAGUGAGACGAACUAG